AUGCUUCAUUCGCUACGCGCCUUGCCGCGAUCCACGCGGCUGCCGACGGCAUUGGCGGUGGUGGCAGCGGUGUGUUGUGUUGUCGGGUGCUUUGCCUCCCCCCUGCCGUACCACUGCAGUUUUGACGCCGUGGUGAAAAAUGGCGGCGAGAAGUCUGCCCCGGUGGUGGUGAAGGAGGUCUCCCUCAAAGCGCAGGGCGAGCCGCAGGUGUAUCACGUCACUGGGAAGGAGGGAUGGGAGCCGAUCCGCAUUGUGGUGUCGACGAAUGAUGUGACAGACGUCAGGAAGUUCUGCCUCUCUUCGGGGAGUUCCAAGCCGAAUUUGUUGGGCAACGAAGCCGCUGACUGUGGGGAUGAUGCGAUGUCUGCCGUUCAGCAGAAGGCUCUCACCCAUGACAUCGUCUCUGCCGCCGUCAAACUGCACGCGGAGCGACUGCUGGUGCAGCCGCUGAAGGCUCCGCUGAAGGUGCCCGAAUUUGCCCCUGGCAGCAUUUGCAGUCGGUUCAGCAUCCCCCUUUCGCACCGCACUAAGGGCGUUGACAAGGCCGACAUGGUGCUCUACGUCGCCGCUGCGCCAGGCGGGGUGUGGGCGUUGCCGUGCGCCACGCUGGAGAAUGGCCGCCCAAUCGUCGGCGCCGUGAACUUGGCGCCGGCAAAUUUGUUCCUCGGACGCCUCGCCACCCGCAUCGCCGCGCACGAGAUCGCCCACGCGCUCGGCUUCUCCUACCAGCAGAUGACGGCCCACCACAUGGCGAAGGCCGUGACCGGCGUGCGGGACAGGAAGGUGUCGGUGGUGGUGAACUCGACUAAUGCCGCGAUGGCUGCGAGGGAGCACUACGACUGCGACAACAUUCAGGGCAUGGAGCUGUACGACUUGGAAGGGGACGGGUCGACACUGGAGUCGCACUGGUCGGAGCGCAACGCGAAGGACGAGCUGAUGGCCCCGUUCGGGGGCGCCGGCCUCUACACGGAGCUGACGCUGGGCGCCUUCGUGGACCUGGGCUACUACAAGGCGAACUGGGCGGCGGCGGAGCCGAUGGCGUGGGGCAAGAAGUCGGGCUGCGAGCUGCUGGAAAAGAAGUGCGCCCAACUCAAUUUGUCUGACUACCCCAAAAUGUUCUGCAAGGAACACGAUGAGUACCUGCGCUGCGCCUCGGACCGGUAUUUCAGUGGCCGGUGCACAAGGAGCAUCGUUGAGGCGUCGCCAGGAAAGACAGCGGACUCUUGCCCCAUCAUUGCGCCUGCAAUAAACAUGAACGACCUUAACGCUGUCUUCAGGACGGGAGGGAGCCGAUCCGCGGUGCCUGGCGACAGGCCCUCUUCGUGGUGUCUGGACGUGGAUCCCACCACGGUGAAGGAUGCGAAGGGCGGGGACAAGCUCGUUGCCGCGGUGCAUGCGGAGUUAAAGUGCCUCGGCGGAGAAGUGAAGCUGGGGGUGGAUAAGGAAGGCUGGACCGAAUGGGUGUCAUGCACGGGCGGGGCGAAGGCUACGUGGGACAUUCCGCCCUUCGGCGCCGAAAAGGUGAUGUGCCCCGACUACAGUGAGGUGUGCACGAUAUCCGCCACCGGCAGCGGCGUGACCCCAGGGGUUCAAUGGGACGGCAACGACAAGGAGUGGAAGAGAAAGGUCCCUCCAGCCCCCGCACCGUCUGCACCGCCUCCGAAGCCUGAGUUGCCUGAACCGCACAAAUCGCCUGAUCCGCACAAAUCGCCUUCACUCCCCCCCGUCGGCCCCCUGUCGCCUCCGGCGGAA
Molecule: messenger RNA, 1752 nt
Organism: Trypanosoma conorhini
Lineage: Eukaryota; Euglenozoa; Kinetoplastea; Trypanosomatida; Trypanosomatidae
Product: surface protease GP63
Exons: 1
Biological process (GO): cell adhesion; proteolysis
Cellular component (GO): cytoplasm; membrane
Molecular function (GO): metalloendopeptidase activity
Source: RefSeq, a predicted model, not a curated record